UUAUUGUGUGCAGCUUCUUCCCUCAGCUGGGUUUCUUCUCGCUUCCUCUAAUCUUCUCUUUCUCUCUCUUCACUUUCACUUCAAUUUUCUCAUUUCCUUCCUGAAUUGGGAUCAAUUCUCGAUUAUUGGUCGGGGAUUGAUCAAAUUGUCGAAUCUCUUUCUUUUCUUCCCUGCGAUGCUCUCAGUUCCCAGAUGAAGUUGAAGAGGAAGAGGGCACUUGAAGUGCCUCCAAAAAUUAGAUGUUUCAUCGAUCGUGUUACUUCAGUUCCACUUGAGAAGAUAGAAGAACCUUUAAAGGCUUUUGUUUGGGAGUUUGAUAAGGGAGAUUUUCAUCACUGGGUUGAUCUUUUUAACCAUUUUGAUUCAUUCUUUGAGAAGUAUGUAAAACCAAGGAAGGAUCUGCAGAUUGAUGAUGAUUUUCUGGACUUGGAUCCUUUAUUCCCUAGAGAAUCUGUUCUUCAAAUUCUUCGUGUUAUCAGAAUAAUUUUGGAUAAUUGCACAAAUAAGCAUUUCUAUAGUUCAUAUGAGCAGCAUCUUUCAGCAUUGCUUGCUUCUACUGAUCCUGAUGUGGUUGAGGCUAGCCUGGACACUUUGGCUACCUUUUUGAAGAAAACAGUUGGAAAGUACUCCAUAAGAGAUGCUUCUUUGAAUUCAAAAUUGUAUGCUCUUGCCCAAGGAUGGGGUGGAAAGGAAGAGGGUCUUGGACUGAUUGCUUCAGCUGUGCCUAAUGGUUGUGACCCUAUUGCUUGUGAAUUGGGCCGUACCCUUCAUUUUGAAUUUUAUGCAGUAAAUGAGUCAGAAAGUGACAUCAAAGUUACUGAACCCUUGGUCCAAGGCUUGCAAAUUAUUCACUUAUCUGAUGUCAACAAAUGUGUGGAAACUGAUCUUGAGCUUUUGCAUAAGUUAGUUACAGAAUAUAAGGUACCUUCCAGUUUAAGAUUUUCUUUAUUGACAAGACUGCGGUUUGCUAGGGCUUUUGGUUCUUUGUCUUCUAGACAACAAUAUACAUGCAUUCGCUUGUAUGCCUUCAUAGUUCUAAUUCAAGCAAGUGCUGAUGCUGAUGACCUGGUUUCGUUCUUCAAUGUGGAGCCUGGAUUCAUCAAUGAAUUAGUAUCAUUGCUGAGCUAUGAAGAUGCAGUUUUGGAAAAAAUUCGGAUUUUAUGUUUGCAUUCGUUAGCUGCUCUUUGCCAAGAUCGUUCCCGUCAACAGUCAGUACAGACUGCAGUUACAUCUGGUGGGCACCGUGGCAUUUUAUCUAGCCUGAUGCAAAAAGCCAUUGACUCCGUUACUAGUAAUACCUCAAAAUGGUCAGUUCAUUUUGCAGAAGCACUAUUGUCUCUUGUCACUGUGUUGGUUUCGACAUCGUCAGGGUGCUCUGCCAUGCGGGAAGCAGGAUUUAUUCCUACUCUGCUACCUCUCCUUAAAGAUACAAAUCCACAGCACUUGCAUUUGGUUGAAAAGGCUGUGCGCAUUUUAGAAGCUUUUAUGGAUUACAGUAAUCCGGCUGCUGCUCUGUUCAGAGAUUUGGGAGGUUUGGAUGAUACCAUCUCUCGCCUAAAGAUUGAAGUCUCCAAUGUAGAAAAUAGUGGAAAGCAGCCAGAUGAUAAUUCUGAGUCUAGUGCAAGUAGUGUAAAUAUGGUUAGAAGUUCUUCAACUGGGCCAGAUGACACACAACCUUUGUAUUCUGAACUGUUAAUUUCUUAUCACCGUCGGUUGCUGAUGAAAGCUUUGUUGCGUGCUAUAUCCCUGGGAACUUAUGCCCCUGGAAAUACUGCUCGCAUCUAUGGAUCUGAAGAGAAUGUGCUGCCUCAUUGCUUAUGCAUAAUUUUUAGGAGAGCAAAAGAUUUUGGUGGUGGAGUUUUUUCUCUUGCAGCUACUGUCAUGAGUGACUUAAUACAAAAGGAUCCUACUUGUUUUCCUGUUUUAGAUGCAGCUGGUCUUCCGUCUGCCUUCUUGGAUGCUAUAAUGGUUGAUGUUCUCAACUCUGCAGAAGCCAUUACCUGCAUCCCCCAGUGUUUGGAUGCCUUAUGCUUAAAUAGUAAUGGCCUGCAAGCUGUGAAAGAUAGGAACUCUCUGAGGUGUUUUGUGAAAGUGUUUACUUCUAGAACAUAUUUGCGUGCUCUUGCAGGAGACACACCUGCAUCUUUGUCUAGUGGACUGGAUGAAUUAAUGCGCCAUGCUUCCUCAUUGCGUGGGCCUGGAGUGGAAAUGUUAGUUGAAAUUCUGGAAGCUAUUUCAAAAAUUGGUUCUGCAGUGGAUUCCUCAUCCUUGAGUCCUGAUCCAUGCUCUUCAACCUCUGUUCCUAUGGAAAUGGAUGGUGAGGACAAGAAUUUGAUCUUGCCUAAUAACAAGGAGUCAUCCAAUGCUAAUGACACAGAGCAGAUUACUGAGCCAUCUCAUGAUGUGCCAAUAGUAAAUGUAGAGUCAUUUCUUCCAGAUUGUGUAAACAAUAUUGCUCGUCUACUUGAGACAAUUCUUCAGAAUGCCGAUACAUGUCGAAUAUUUGUCGAGAAAAAAGGAAUUGAAGCUAUUCUCCAGUUAGUUACCUUACCUUUAAUGCCGCCUUCUGUUUCUGUUGGGCAGAGUAUAUCUGUUGCCUUCAAGAAUUUCUCCCCACAGCAUUAUGUUUCUCUUGCCCGGGCUGUAUGCUCCUUCUUGAGGGAACAUCUGAAAUCUAUCAAUGAACUUUUAGAUUUGGUGGGAGGAACUCAACUUGCUCUAGUGGAAUCUGCAAAGCAAACAAAGGUGUUGAAAUAUCUUGCCAGCCUUGAAGCUGUCUUAACUCUUUCUGUGUUUUUGUUGAAGGGUUCAACUACUGUUGUCUCUGAACUAAGUACUUUAGAUGCUGAUGUGUUGAAAGAUCUUGGAAAAACAUACAAGGAAGUAAUUUGGCAAAUAUCAUUGUGUAAUGAUUCUAAGGCCGAGGGAAAAAAGAAUGCUGAUCAAGAACCUGAGGUUGCACAGGUACCCCCAUCUACUGCUGUUGAAAGAGAGAGUGAUGAUGAUUCAAAUAUUCAGACAGUAAGAUACACAAACCCAGUUUUUGCUAGGAAUGGUUCACAUUCCCUGUGGAGUGGGGAACGAGAAUUCCUUUCUGUUGUUCGUGCUGGAGAAAGUAUGCACCGUCGAAGUCGGCAUGGGUUAUCCCGCAUACGAGGUGGAAGGACUGGUCGUCACUUGGAAGCUUUAAACAUUGAUUCAGAGGCAUCUUCUAGUGCACUCGAAGCACCUUUAUCCCAAGAUCUGAAAAAGAAAAGCCCUGAUGUUCUUGUUCUAGAGAUUCUUAACAAACUGGCAUCAACUUUGCGCUCUUUCUUCACUGCCCUUGUGAAGGGAUUCACUUCACCAAAUCGUCGCAGAGCUGACUCGGGGUCACUUAGUUCAGCUUCAAAGACUCUUGGAGCUGUUUUAGCUACAAAUUUUUUUGAGGCUCUUAGUUUUUCUGGGCAUUCUACUUAUGCUGGACUUGAAAUGUCACUUUCUGUUAAAUGUAGAUAUCUUGGGAAGGUUGUGGAUGAUAUGGCUGCUCUCACAUUUGAUAGCAGGCGCCGGAGUUGUUAUACUGCCAUGGUUAAUAAUUUUUAUGUCCAUGGAACAUUUAAAGAGCUACUCACAACAUUUGAAGCUACUAGUCAGUUGCUAUGGACACUUCCGUGCUCUCUUCCAUCAUCAGAUAUUGAUGUUGGAAAAAAAGGGGAAGGAGGUAAACUGUCCCAUAACACAUGGCUACUUGAUACACUACAAAGCUACUGUCGUUUGCUUGAGUAUUUUGUAAACUCGUCUCUUCUUUUGUCCCCAACCUCAGCAUCUCAGGCAGAGCUUCUUGUUCAGCCAGUUGCAGUUGGUCUCUCAAUUGGACUCUUUCCAGUUCCUAGAGACCCAGAAGUUUUUGUCUGUAUGUUACAAUCUCAGGUUCUGGAUGUAAUCCUACCAGUCUGGAAUCAUCCCAUGUUUUGUAGUUGUAGUCCUGGUUUCAUUGCAUCUAUUAUUUCCCUUGUUACACACGUAUAUUCUGGUGUUGGAGAUGUCAAGCGUAAUCGUAUUAACAUUGUGGGAAGCACAAACCAACGUUUCAUGCCCCCUCCACCUGAUGAGGCAACCAUUGCCACUAUUGUUGAGAUGGGCUUCUCAAGGGCAAGGGCUGAGGAAGCAUUGAGAAGAGUUGAAACAAAUAGUGUUGAAAUGGCCAUGGAGUGGCUGUUUAGUCAUGCUGAUGAUCCUGUCCAGGAGGAUGAUGAACUUGCACGGGCACUUGCUCUGUCCCUAGGAAGUAGUUCUGAAUCUACUAAAGCUGAGAGUGCUGAGAAGACUAUAGAUGUUCUAACUGAAGAGGGACAUGUGAAGAAACCUCCAGUUGAUGAUAUACUUGCUGCAUCUGUAAAGUUGUUUCAGAGUAGUGAUUCAGUGCCAUUUCAGUUGACAGAUUUGCUUGUAACACUUUGCAGUCAGAGCAAGGGUGAUGAUCGUCCAAAGGUAACAUCUUAUCUUCUGCAGCAGCUAAAACUUUGUCCGUUGGACUUUUCCCAGGAUAACUGUGCAUUGAGUGUGUUAGCACAUAUCUUGGCACUGCUUCUUUUUGAGGAUGGAAGUACACGGGAAAUUGCUGCUCAGAAUGGCAUUAUAUCUACCAUUAUAGAUAUCUUGACAAACUUCAAAAGUAGGCAGGAGUUGGGGAAAGAACUACCAGUCCCUAAAUGCAUUAGUGCUUUACUACUUAUAUUGGAUCAAAUGGUGCAGUCAAGACCCAAAGUUGAAAAUAUGGAAGGAACCCAGACUGGUUCCCUGCCUGAUUCUUCUGGGGAGCAAUUUUCUGAUACAGUUUUACCAAAGGAAAAAAAUUCAAAUGGGAUUGAGAAAGAACCUGCAAUGGCUUUUGAGAAUAUACUGGGAAAAUCUACUGGUUUUGCAACUAUUGAUGAGAGUCAUAAAUUGCUGGAUAUUGCAUGUGAUUUGAUAAAACAGCAUGUUCCUGCUGUUGUCAUGCAGGCUGUUCUGCAAUUAUGUGCUCGGUUAACAAAAACACAUGCUUUAGCUUUGCAGUUCCUUGAAAAUGGAGGUCUGGCUGCUCUUUUUAAUCUUCCAAGGACUUGCCUUUUCCCUGGCUAUGACUCAGUUGUGUCAGCUAUAGUCCGGCAUCUCCUUGAAGAUCCUCAAACACUACAAACAGCCAUGGAGUUGGAGAUACGACAAACUUUAAGUGGAAAUCGCCAUUCAGGGCGUGUCUCUCCUCGAUCAUUUUUGACAUCAUUGGCACCUGUUAUCUCUAGGGAUCCUAUGGUUUUCAUGAAAGCUGCAGCAGCAGUUUGUCAGAUAGAAACAUCAGGGGGAAGGACUGUUGUUGUGUUGUCAAAGGAGAAAGAAAAAGAAAAAUCAAAAUCAUCAAGUGUUGAGGUUGGGUUAUCUUCAAAUGAAUGUGUCCGGAUACCUGAAAUCAAGUCACAUGAUGGACUGGGGAAAUUUUUGAAAAGCCACAAAAAGGUUCCCGUUAAUCUCACUCAAGUAAUUGAUCAGCUUCUUGAGAUUGUGCUUAAGUAUCCACUUGUGAAAGGUCAGGAAGAUUCUGAGUGUGACUCAACUUUCAUGGACAUAGAUGAACCUACCAUGAAGGUGAAGGGUAAAUCUAAGGUUGAAGAGGCUGGGAUAUUAGAGCCUGAAUCUGAAAGGUCUACUGGACUGGUGAAGGUGACUUUUGUCCUCAAGUUAUUGAGUGACAUUCUUCUAAUGUAUGGGCAUGCAGUAGGUGUCAUACUCAGACGUGACUCUGAAAUGUGUCAAUUCCGUGGAUCUAAUCAGCCAUCUGGACAUAGUGGUAUUAUUCAUCAUGUAUUACAUCGGUUGUUACCUCUCUCCGUUGAUAAAUCUGCAGGACCUGAUGAUUGGAGAGGUAAGUUGUCUGAAAAGGCUUCAUGGUUUUUGGUAGUUUUGUGUGGUCGAUCUGGUGAAGGGCGCAAACGAGUGACAAAUGAACUUGUUAAAGAAUUGAUGUCUUUUUCACAUCUGGAGAGCAAUUCAAUGAAAAGCAGCUUACUGCCAGAUAAAAGGCUAUUCACUUUUGUUGAUCUAGUGUAUUCUAUUUUGUCAAAAAAUUCGUCAUCUGGUAGCCUACCUGGUUCUGGAUAUUCACCUGAUAUUGCAAAAAGCAUGAUAGAUGGUGGAAUCAUUCUGUCUCUAACUAGUAUUCUGCAAGUGGUUGAUUUGGAUCAUCCUGAUGCACCCAAAAUUGUGAAUCUUAUACUCAAAGGGUUAGAAGGUCUUACAAGAGCUGCUAAUGCAAGUGAGCAAAUCUUUAAAUCUGAUGGAACUGAAAAGAAAAGAUCCGCUGUUUUAAAUGAUAGAUCUGAUGAUCAAAUAACAGCACCAUCUGCAGCUGAAGCAGUGGCACAUGAUCAGAAUGCGGGCAGUCAAGAAGCAAGCAGAGAUGCAAUGGAUAAUGCACACAAUCAAGGAACUUCUCAAGGUGAUGAUCGUGCGGAUAAUCCAGAUCAAUCAAUGGAACAUGAUAUUAGAGUAGAAGAAGGGGGGACAAUGGCUCAAAACCAAACAAUGGAACUUGGAAUGGACUUCAUGCGAGAAGAGAUGGGAGAGGGUGGUGUCUUGCACAACCCAGAUCAAAUUGAGAUGACUUUUCAUGUUGAGAAUAGGGCUGAUGAUGACAUGGGUGAUGAAGAUGAUGAUAUGGGUGGCGAUGAGGAUGAGGAUGAGGAUGAUGAUGAGGGAGAGGAUGAGGAUGAGGAUAUAGCAGAAGAUGGUGGGGGCAUGAUGUCCUUGGCAGAUACUGAUGUGGAGGAUCAUGAUGAUGUUGGCUUUGGAGAUGAAUACAAUGAUGAGAUGAUUGACGAAGACGAUGAUGAUUUUCAUGAGAAUCGGGUCAUAGAGGUGAGGUGGAGGGAAGCUCUUGAUGGCUUGGAUCACUUGCAGAUACUUGGCCAACCUGGAUUUAUAGAUGUGGCUGCUGAGCCUUUUGAAGGUGUUAAUGUGGAUGACCUUUUUCGUCUUCAGAGUUUUGAACGCCGCCGUCAGACUGGUAGGUCUUCCUUUGAGAGAUCUGCCACAGAAGUAAAUGGUUUUCAACAUCCUCUCCUUGUUAGACCACCACCAUCUGGUGAUUUUGUCUCAAUGUGGUCAUCGAGUGGUAAUUCUGCAUCCCGAGAUUCAGAAACCCUGUCAUCUGGGAAUCUUGAUGUGGCCCAUUUCUACAUGUUUGAUGCACCUAUUCUUCCAUAUGAUCAUGUGCCAAGUAGUCUGUUUGGAGACCGUUUGGGUGGUGCUGCACCUCCACCUCUGACAGAUUAUUCUGUGGGUAUGGGCUCAUUGCAUCUACCUGGAAGAAGAGUGCUAGGUAAUGGUAGGUGGACUGAUGAUGGUCAGCCACAAGGAAGUGCUCAAGCAGCUGCCAUUGCACAAGCAGUAGAGGAACAAUUCCUAGCUCAAUUGUGCAGUGUAGCUCCUGCUAGCAGUCCUGUUGAACGACAGUUACAGAAUUCUGGAGAACAAGAGAACAAGUCUGAUGCUCUUGCAUCACAUGAUGGUCCAAUAUUGACUGCAGGAACUGACUCUACUUCUCAGCAGAUUGAUAGUCAGGAGCAAGAAAAUGGUAACGGAACCAGAGCUCAGCAAAUCAACGAUGGUGGUCAUUGUGAGGAAGAGAUAAAUGUAGACUCUGGUGGUCGAGAUACAGCUGAAGACCUGCAAGCUAAUGAGCCUAUGUCAGUUCAACCAGUUUCACUGAAUAUCAUGCCAAAUGGUUUUGAUUGCACAGUGAUUGAAGGAAAUGUCACUCAUGAUGAGAAUGUAGAAAUAGCUCAGGCAUUUGUCAAUUCAUCUAUUAAUUCUGAUGCUGCUAUACAAUGUGAAAGCGGUGCUGAUGUACCUACUAGCAUCCACAAUGUGCCAAUUGAGUCCAUGGAAUUCAAUGGAUCAUCAAAUGCUGAUGGGCAGCCUCCUAAUAUUGAGUUAGGGGGCUCUGGUUUUGAAACUCCCAAUCCAGGUGAUUCCCAUGCAUCGUCAAUUUAUGCUAGUGCUGAUGUUGAUAUGGGUGGUACUGAUGCCGAAGGAAAUCAAUCAGAGCAACCAACUGUUUUUGAAGACGGGAGGGGUGAGAUGUUAUCAACUCAGAACACUGAGGUUGCUCCAGAUGCUACUCAGGCUGACCAAGUUAGUGCAAAUAAUGAAGCUUCUGGUGCUAAUACCAUUGACCCUACCUUUUUGGAGGCUCUGCCUGAAGAUCUACGGGCAGAAGUUCUGGCAUCCCAACAAGCUCAGUCUGUUCAACCUCCAGCUUAUGCACCACCUUCUGCAGAAGAUAUUGAUCCCGAGUUUUUAGCUGCUCUUCCUCCAGAUAUUCAAGCAGAAGUUUUGGCCCAACAAAGAGCUCAAAUGGUUGCCCAGCAGGCUGAAGGACAGCCAGUUGACAUGGAUAAUGCCUCUAUAAUUGCUACUUUUCCUGCUGAAUUGCGUGAAGAGGUUCUUUUGACUUCUUCUGAAGCUGUUCUGUCAGCACUACCAUCCCCAUUGCUUGCAGAAGCUCAAAUAUUGAGGGAUCGAGCAAUGAGUCAUUAUCAAGCUCGGAGCCUUUUCGGGAGCAGCCACAGGCUUAACAAUCGAAGAAAUGGUCUUGGAUUUGACCGGCGACCUGUGAUGGAUCGGGGUGUUGGAGUUACAAUUGGGAGGAGAUCUGCUCUUACAGAUAGCUUGAAGGUGAAGGAGAUUGAAGGUGAGCCACUACUUGAUGGAAAUGCAUUAAAAGCUUUGAUCCGGCUUCUACGACUGUCACAGCCCCUUGGAAAAGGCCUUCUGCAGAGGCUCUUGUUAAACUUAUGUGCACAUAGUGUUACAAGGGCCACUCUUAUUUAUCUUUUGCUUGACAUGAUUAAACCUGAAGCUGAAGGCUCUGUAAGCAGACCAGCGACAUUAAAUUCCCAGAGGCUUUUUGGUUGUCACUCAAACACAGUUUAUGGUCGAUCUCAAUUGUUGGAUGGUCUUCCUCCUCUUGUGUUCCGCCGAAUUCUGGAGAUUCUAACUUAUUUGGCCACAAAUCAUUCUGCUGUUGCAAAAUUGUUGUUUCACUUUGAUCAACCAAUUAUUCCAGAUUCUUCAUGUCCAGUUAAGGUGCAUAUGAAUGAGAAAGGGAAAGAGAAGGUUAUUGAAGGGAGACCAUCACCAAAUUCCUCUGGAGCUCAGACAGGGGAUGUUCCCCUAGUGCUCUUUUUGAAGCUCUUGAACCGACCCCUGUUUCUACGCAGCAAUGCUCAUCUUGAGCAGGUCAUGGGUCUGAUUCAAGUUGUAGUUGAUACUGCAGCUUCAAAAUUAGAAAGUCAAUCACAGUCUGAAAAAGGAAUGGCAGAUACCCAAAAUUUGUCAGCCAGUGAAGCCCCAAGUAAUACUGAGAAGGAUGCUCCUUCGGUGGAGUCGGACUCUAAUCAACAAGAUAAGCAUGCAGAUACAAAUCCAUGCCAUUCUGAAGGGAAGAAGAAUGUAGAUAUGUACAAUAUCUUCUUGCAGUUGCCACAAUCUGAUUUGCGAAAUUUGUGCAGUCUUCUUGGUCGUGAAGGGCUUUCGGAUAAAAUGUAUAUGCUUGCUGGUGAGGUGCUGAAGAAGUUGGCUUUCAUUGUUUCCUCCCAUAGGAAGUUCUUUACUUUAGAGCUUUCAGAAUCAGCUCAUGCGUUGACAGGUUCAGCCAUCAGUGAGCUUGUCACACUCCAGAAGACAAAUAUGCUUGGUUUGAGUGCUGGUUCUAUGGCUGGUGCAGCCAUUCUACGUGUGCUGCAAGCUCUUAGUUCACUCACUUCACUUAAUACUUUGGGUGAUUUGGAUAUGGAAAAUGAUGCGGAUCAGCAUGAUGAUCAAGCAACUAUUUGGAAUUUGAAUACUGCACUCGAGCCAUUGUGGCAAGAACUGAGUAAUUGUAUAAGUGCAGCUGAGAUGCAGCUUGGACAGAGCUCUUUCUCUCCUAACAUGUCAAACAUAAAUGUUGCCGAGAAUCUGCAAGGUUCCUCUACUUCACCACCUCUUCCUCCUGGGACACAAAGACUCUUGCCUUUCAUUGAGGCUUUCUUUGUUUUGUGUGAAAAGCUACAAGCAAAUGAAUCCUUCAUGCAGCAAGACCAUUGCAAUGCAACUGCCAGAGAAGUUAAGGAGUCUGCUGGUUGUUCAGCUUCAACAAGUGUUAAAAUUGGUGGAGAUUCACUGCGGAAAUUCGAUGGUGCUAUCACUUUCACAAGGUUUGCUGAGAAGCAUCGCCGACUGUCAAAUGCUUUCAUUAGGCAGAAUCCAGGUUUGUUGGAGAAAUCACUUUCCAUGAUGCUCAAGGCACCAAGGCUGAUAGACUUUGAUAACAAGAGAGCCUAUUUCCGCUCAAGAAUAAGGCAACAACAUGACCAACACUUGUCUGGGCCAUUGCGUAUAAGUGUAAGGCGGGCUUACAUUUUGGAGGACUCUUAUAAUCAGCUAAGGAUGCGUCCUACUCAGGAUCUGAAGGGGCGAUUAAAUGUGCAAUUUCAAGGUGAAGAGGGUAUUGAUGCUGGUGGUCUCACCAGAGAAUGGUAUCAGCUGUUGUCGAGGGUCAUAUUUGAUAAAGGUGCUUUACUUUUCACAACAGUGGGCAACAAUGCAACUUUCCAACCAAACCCUAAUUCAGUAUACCAGACUGAACAUCUCUCAUACUUCAAGUUUGUUGGCCGAGUGGUGGGGAAGGCUUUGUUUGAUGGGCAACUGCUGGAUGUUUACUUUACUCGAUCUUUCUAUAAGCAUAUACUUGGUGUUAAGGUUACAUACCAUGAUAUUGAAGCGGUUGAUCCUGAUUACUAUAAGAAUUUGAAAUGGAUGCUUGAGAAUGAUGUGAGUGAUAUUCCUGACCUGACAUUUAGCAUGGAUGCUGAUGAGGAAAAGCACAUACUUUACGAGAAGAAUGAGGUCACUGAUUAUGAGCUUAAACCUGGAGGAAGGAACAUAAGGGUCACAGAAGAAACAAAGCAUGAGUAUGUUGAUCUUGUUGCUGAACAUCUUUUGACAAACGCCAUCCGUCCUCAAAUUAAUUCCUUUCUAGAAGGUUUUAAUGAAUUGGUACCACGAGAACUUAUAUCCAUAUUUAAUGACAAAGAGCUUGAGCUUCUCAUAAGUGGUCUUCCAGAAAUUGAUUUGGAUGACUUGAAGGCCAACACCGAGUAUACCGGCUAUACAGUGGCAUCAAAUGUUGUUCAAUGGUUCUGGGAGGUGGUCAAAACUUUCAACAAAGAAGACAUGGCAAGAUUACUGCAAUUUGUGACUGGAACGUCAAAGGUUCCUUUGGAGGGUUUUAAGGCCUUGCAAGGCAUCUCUGGUCCACAAAGGUUUCAGAUUCACAAGGCAUAUGGAGCUCCUGAUCGACUUCCAUCAGCUCAUACUUGCUUCAAUCAACUUGACCUUCCUGAGUAUACCUCUAAGGAACAGCUUCAAGAACGUUUGUUACUUGCCAUCCAUGAGGCUAGUGAAGGGUUUGGUUUUGGUUGACCUGUAUUUUGGUGCGAUAUUUUUUUUGCACUGCUGUUCCACCAUUGGUGUCUCCAACUUGUCAUUUGGAGAAGGAGUUUGUGCUGCUAUUCUGUUGUGGGCACUAUUGGUAAGCAUCCCAAUGAGUCGAUGAGGCAUUCUGAUGUUGGUGAUCAAUUUAUUCUGAUGUUCUCCCAGAAAAAAAUGGCUAGAAUGUUUUUUCCCAGAUUCUGAUGUUGGAGAAUCUGCCAUGCCUAGUUUGGGAGCUUUCUGACAGCCUUCAUACUGUGUCAAGCUUUUGCAGUCUGGUCCAAUCUUAAUUUAUAUGUAGUUUCUAUGGCCAAACAGCCUUUUAUAGUUCUAGAAUUUACUAAUAAGAUUGAGGAUGUACAUAUUCUGGAAUACAUAAUUGAUGCUUUUGCUCCCGAAAGAAAUUGUUCGAGUAUUAGAAACUCUUUUUUAAGUAAAAUGAGCAUACUUGAUAUCUAA
Glycine soja is the source of this 11955-nucleotide messenger RNA. Its product is annotated as E3 ubiquitin-protein ligase UPL1-like. NCBI's taxonomy places the organism in Eukaryota, Viridiplantae, Streptophyta, Magnoliopsida, Fabales, Fabaceae. The record is from RefSeq and is a predicted model, not a curated record. Gene Ontology annotation, molecular function: ubiquitin-protein transferase activity; protein binding. The transcript is spliced from 15 exons. Gene Ontology annotation, biological process: positive regulation of protein catabolic process; proteasome-mediated ubiquitin-dependent protein catabolic process; protein polyubiquitination. The coding region runs from base 193 to 11487 and encodes 3764 amino acids.